Molecule: messenger RNA, 1058 nt
Organism: Rubroshorea leprosula
Lineage: Eukaryota; Viridiplantae; Streptophyta; Magnoliopsida; Malvales; Dipterocarpaceae
Source: the annotation of a GenBank genome assembly
AAGGAAAGGAAGUGGAAAGCAGAGGAGACGGAGAAAGGAGAAAGGAGAAAGAAGCAGAGAUGUCGUUCAUGAAAGGAGAUCUAUUAACCAAAACUAGAAAGCUCGUCAAAGGGUUAGCGAGGGCCGAGCCUGUUUGGCUCAAAGCCAUGGAACAGGCUCCGCCUGCAACAUUUCCUCGUGCUGAGGGAAAAGUUCAAAAGAUUAGCCUCCCAGAGGAUGUCUACGUGCAGAAGUUCUUCAGGAGGCAUCCAGAGUCGAAACACGAAGAUGCCAUCAAAAUUGCUGGUUAUAAUCCACCUCCAGCCCGUUUAUUUGGCUUGCGGGUGCUUGAGUUGAAAGAGCAAGGAGUUAGUGAGGAGCAAGCCAUUUCUGUAGCUGAUAUGGAAUACCGAGCCGAGAAAAAGGCAAGAAAGAAGGCAUAUGCUCAAUUGAAAAAGGUUUGUCGUCUUCAGGGAAACAGAAUUCCUCCAAACCCAUAUCCUAGUGCUAUCAAGGAAAUACAAGCUGAGGAAAAAAGGUUUGUCCAUGCACGUUUCUUUAAUCGUGACAUUCUGCAACUUUGCGAGAAGCUGAAAGAGCAGAGGAAAGCUGAGAUGGUGGGAGAAAGAGAGGGUAGCUGGGAAAGGGAAGGUGGCUGGUAUGACUGAAACGUUCUUGAAAACAUGUUUCCACCUUCUGCUUCUGCCAUUUGAGUUGCAGUAACCUUCAUUUUGGAAGCCAGCUGCUGGAGAUUUCUGUCUUAUUUCAGCUGAACCCUUUGUGACACAAAAAUGUUGCCCAAAUGUUCGGACCCUAGUAUCUGAUCACAAUUUUCGUUUUAGAUUCUUUAUUGAGGCUUAUACAUGGAGAUUUUCCGGACAUCUAGAUGGUCGUUACUAGUGUACAAUAAUAAGUCUAGAGAUGCCAUUGAUAGAGAGUUUGAGUACCAUACUUCUAUCUUGGAAGUGUCUGUCUCGUUUUCUUAUUGCAUUGUGGUUGUAUGCUGGUGUCUGACUUGAAAAUGAAGAUACAGACUGCUGUCAUCAAUGGAUGUCACAUGGAAGAUGAUUUUUGUCAAA